AUGUCCGAAUCUUAUCUCUGGAAGGCCUACAAGUGCUUGGAAUGUGGGAAGGGAUUCAGAAAGAGCUCCCACCUGAUCCGGCACCAGGUGAUCCACACUGGGGAAAAGCCCUACGAGUGUGGGGAAUGUGGGAAGAGCUUCAGCCACAGCUACAGCCUCAUGCGGCACCAAAUGAUCCACACUGGGGAAAAGCCCUACGAGUGUGGGGAAUGUGGGGAUAGGUUCAGCUACAGUUCCAACCUGAGGGCACACCAGAGCAUCCACACUGGGGAAAAGCCCUACGAGUGUGGGGAAUGUGGGAAGAGGUUCAGCUACAGCUCCAACCUAAGGGCACACCAGAGGAGCCACACAGGGGAAUGGCCCUACACCUGCUUGAAAUGUGGGAAGAGCUUUGGGAGGAGCUCUGACCUGAGAAAACACCAGGUCAUCCACACUGGGGAGAGGCCCUACGAGUGUCCCGAGUGUGGGAAGAGGUUUCAGCGCAGCUCCACUCUCAUCAGACAUGAGCGGAUUCACACAGACGAGAGGCCCUUCCGCUGCCCCGACUGCGGGAAGAGCUUCAACCGCAACUCCACCCUCACCAUCCACCGGCGCAUCCACACUGGGGAGAGACCCUACGAGUGUCCCCAGUGUGGGAAGAGCUUCUCACAGAGAUCUAACUUGACCCAACACCAACGGAGUCACCAGUAAGGGAAGCCCUGCGAGUGCCCCGAGUGCAGGAAGAGCUUCGUGCGCUGCUCCAGCUCCAUCCCCCAUGGGAGGAUCGGCAUUGGAUGAUCUCCAGUGACCCCCGUUGGGCAGAGCCCUGGUGAUCCGUGGUCCUGGUGAUCCAUGUUGGGGAGACACCUGGCUGGGAGGCUCCACA
Molecule: messenger RNA, 865 nt
Organism: Poecile atricapillus (Black-capped chickadee)
Lineage: Eukaryota; Metazoa; Chordata; Aves; Passeriformes; Paridae
Product: zinc finger protein 70-like
Exons: 2
Coding region: 1-690 (229 amino acids)
Biological process (GO): central nervous system development; regulation of transcription by RNA polymerase II
Cellular component (GO): nucleus
Molecular function (GO): DNA-binding transcription factor activity, RNA polymerase II-specific; RNA polymerase II cis-regulatory region sequence-specific DNA binding
Source: RefSeq, a predicted model, not a curated record